Prunus armeniaca (apricot) is the source of this 309-nucleotide messenger RNA. The record is from the annotation of a GenBank genome assembly. Lineage: Eukaryota; Viridiplantae; Streptophyta; Magnoliopsida; Rosales; Rosaceae.
AUGCACCAAGGGGGGCAGAUGCUGCAGCCACAUAUGGAUUUGGGGCCAAGGCCUAUGGAUCCUACACAAGCUCCAAACGUGCACAUGGCACCUCCUGAGAUUAGAAACUAUAAGAAACAGCUGUGCAUUAAUUGGCCAACCCCGGAGGGUUGCCCCUAUGGCGAACGUUGUAGAUUUGCCCAUGGGGAGGCGGAGUUGAGAAAGCAUCCCCGGUAUAGAACGACUCAGUGCAAGUACGUCUACAGCUCAAGUGGCUGCAGCCUCGGUGACCGCUGCCAUUUCUUGCAUGAUGAGGCUGGUCACCAAUAG